This is a messenger RNA of Cyclocybe aegerita, 1233 nucleotides long. NCBI's taxonomy places the organism in Eukaryota, Fungi, Basidiomycota, Agaricomycetes, Agaricales, Hemipholiotaceae. The record is from the annotation of a GenBank genome assembly.
AUGGCCACCGAAGCUAAUUCUAUCCCCCAUCCUACCCUGAUUUCUGUUGACCCUUUCGUCCCUGCGGCGAAGCAGAAGGGCAUACACAACCGUUGGCACCCCGACAUCCCACCCGUUGCUACCGUCAAGCCUGGACAGACUUUCAAGAUUGAAUGCGUUGAUUGGACUGGAGCGCAGAUUGGCAACAACGAUUGUAGCGAUGAUGUGAAGAAUAUCGACCUGACAAAAAUUCACUAUCUCUCUGGACCGAUUGCAGUUGAAGGCGCCGAACCUGGGGAUUGCUUGGUAGUGGACAUUCUCGACAUCAAACCGUUUGACAAAAUGCCCUGGGGUUACACCGGAAUUUUUGAGCUUGAAAAUGGCGGAGGCCUUUUCGCUAAGGAAUUCAAGAGCAGAGCCGCGAAAGCUAUUUGGGACAUCAACGGUAUUUACGCGACUUCUAGACACAUCCCAGGCGUCCGCUUCGCUGGGGUGACUCAUCCAGGUCUGAUCGGUACGGCUCCAUCUGCAGAAUUGCUGGCGACGUGGAACAAGCGCGAGGGCGAGCUUAUCACUGCCUGCGGAGAAUCUGUUCCGCCUGUGGCGUUCCCACCCGAGCCAGUCAAUGCGUAUGUCGGCCAAGAUCUACCACCAGAGGUCAUGGAAAAGAUAGCGAAAGAGGGCGCUCGAACGGUUCCAGGACGAGAGCAUGGUGGAAAUUGCGAUAUCAAGAACUUGUCUCGGGGUUCUCGGUGCUACUUCCCGGUGUUCGUCGAGGGUGCCAAUCUUUCAGUCGGGGAUUUGCAUUUCUCGCAAGGAGAUGCUGGUAUUAUCACCUUCAGCACCAGUAUCAUCAAAGGAGGAGUGGAGAAAUUUGCACUGAAGCAGCCCAUCUUCGUCCCUUCUCCCAUCGACCCAAUGUAUUCCCAAAAGAUAGUUUUCGAAGGUUUAAGCGUUGAUAUACACGGAGACGGGAAGCAAUACAACAUGGAUGCCACGGUGGCCUACAAGCAGGCAGCGCUCAAUGCGAUUGCGUACCUUAUGAAGAUUGGCUACACUCGCGAACAAGCUUAUCUGUUGCUGUCUGCGGCCCCCGUUGAAAGCCAUGUUGGCGCGGUCGUCGACUCUCCAAAUGCCUGCGUCACCCUUGCCAUCCCCACUGGAAUAUUCGAAUAUGACAUUUUGCCGAACCCGAAUGGUUUCCAGAAGAGAGAUCUGGGCCAAUGCGCCAUUCGCAGCGACGGGGUUUUGUGA